AUGAAGUUUUCUUUGUUGCAUUUCGCAGGCCUGCUCGGCGUUGCAAAUGCUUGGUUAGAUCCCAUUGUGAUCAAGGGCUCUAAAUUCUAUUACUCUAGCAACGAGACCCAGUUUUUCCUUCGUGGCGUCGCUUAUCAACAGACCGCCUCUUCCACUGACCUGAAUGACCCCCUGGCCAAUCCUACUGCUUGCAAGCGUGAUAUCCCAUAUAUGCAGGAGCUUCGAACCAAUGUCAUCCGAACAUACUCUAUCAACACCACUGCGGAUCAUUCCGAAUGUAUGAAGCUCCUCGCAGAGGCCGGCAUUUACGUGAUCUCCGACAUGUCUAACUCAAACGAUGCCAUCGAUCGCGAUGACCCAACCUGGGAAACCACCCUUUACUCGCACUACAAGGAAGUGGUCGACGAGCUUGCACAGUACAACAACACCAUCGGUUUCUUUGCCGGAAAUGAAAUCAUGAAUAGUGUUGGUACAACCGAGGCAGCCCCAUAUGUGAAGGCCGCGGUCCGUGAUAUCAAGGCCUACAUCAGCGAUCGGGGUUACCGCUCUAUGGGAGUCGGUUAUUCUACUGCGGAUGUGUCCUCAAUUCGAGAAGAUCUUGGCGACUUUAUGGAUUGUGAGACCAAGGCUCAGAGCAUUGACUUCCUUGGCUACAACAUCUACUCCUGGUGUGGUGAUUCGACUUAUGAGGAGUCUGGGUACGAGGCGCGCACGAAGGAGUUCGCUAACUACUCGGUGCCUGUCUUUUUCUCUGAAUAUGGCUGUAAUGCUGACCCACCCCGUAAGUUCACCGAGGUCAAGGCUCUGUAUGGAGAGACUAUGUCUAAGGUGUGGUCUGGUGGUAUUGUUUAUGAAUAUUUCCAAGAGACAAACGAUUACGGUCUUGUCUCUGUUAUUGACAGCACCAGUGUUAGCACAAUGACCGAUUUCAAGUACUAUUCAACCUCCAGUCAUGCCCCACAGAAGGCAGUGACUGGAAAGCGAAGGCAUUCCCUUUUGCCACCAUCUCCUGAUGCCGAACUCUGCGAAUGCAUGUAUGCCGAUUCCGCCUGUGUGGUAAGCAGUAGCGUGGACACGGAUGACUAUGGUACUCUAAUGGGUCUGGUUUGCGGCUACACCAGCUGUGAUGGUAUCACUGGCAAUGGAACUACGGGUAAAUACGGUAGCUACAGUAUGUGCAAUGUGAAGCAGCAACUUGCAUUCGUCCUCAACCAAUACUACGAGGACCAGGACAAGGCUGCUAAUGCAUGCAGCUUUGGUGGCUCCGCAACCACGAAGGCUACUACCAGUCCCACGGGCACUUGCUCCAAGCAGAUGAGUGAAGCUGGUACUGCUGGUACUGGUACAGUUACCACCGAGGCUACUGCGACGGCCGGAUCAUCGGGAUCAUCAGGAUCAAGCUCAUCAGCUACCGCCACAUCCACUUCCGUAUCCUUGGCUGGAUCCAGUGGGGCAUCUGAGACUUCAUUGCUCAUGGCACUCCUUGCUAGCAUCGGUUAUAAUCUGCUGUAA
Messenger RNA from Penicillium malachiteum, 1512 nucleotides. Its product is annotated as glycoside hydrolase family 72 protein. Gene Ontology annotation, molecular function: 1,3-beta-glucanosyltransferase activity. Gene Ontology annotation, biological process: fungal-type cell wall (1->3)-beta-D-glucan biosynthetic process. The transcript is spliced from 6 exons. The record is from RefSeq and is a predicted model, not a curated record. Gene Ontology annotation, cellular component: fungal-type cell wall; cytoplasm. Bases 1 to 1512 code for a protein of 503 amino acids. Lineage: Eukaryota; Fungi; Ascomycota; Eurotiomycetes; Eurotiales; Aspergillaceae.